Atta colombica is the source of this 1882-nucleotide messenger RNA. It is a transcript of the gene Polr3E, whose product is annotated as DNA-directed RNA polymerase III subunit RPC5. Gene Ontology annotation, biological process: DNA-templated transcription. The record is from RefSeq and is a predicted model, not a curated record. Bases 119 to 1606 code for a protein of 495 amino acids. The transcript has 8 exons. Gene Ontology annotation, cellular component: RNA polymerase III complex; nucleus. NCBI's taxonomy places the organism in Eukaryota, Metazoa, Arthropoda, Insecta, Hymenoptera, Formicidae.
UGCUGUGCAGGUAAGUUUCGAUUUAACUUUUCCGAAAAAUUCCGAGUGAUGUUCCAUGUACAUGUGACAACAUAAAAUAUAAAAAGUUGGAGAAUUAUUUCGAUGAGAAAUAACGACGAUGGACACCACGGAAAGAGAAGACGAUCCCGUUGUGAAAGAGAUACCAGUGUACCUUUCCAAGACUUUGGCGGAUAAAUUAUUUAUUAUUCAGUAUCCUGCAUAUGUCAAAGAUAAUUACCCCAAUGCAAUCUUUUCGAAGACUUUCGUUAAACCCGAAAAUCAGAAAAUUCGUAUGGAACUUACAAUGGAUACGUCGGAUAAACAUUCUUACGAUUAUUACAUGGGAAAACAGUUGGCUUUAAAAACAGAUGGAAAAUCUACAGAAAAUGAUGAAAUAGUGUUUGAUAAUGGACUGAUGGAUAAGGUUGUAUUGACUUCAGAACGGACGUUGUCGGACUGCUCCAAUUUCGCAGUCGGGAUUUUUCAGGAUGAUGAGCUACACAUCACACCAUUGAAAUCAAUGUUGCAUAUGAAGCUGCAGUGCGAUUAUCUCGACGAAAAUGAUAAGCAUGCCAGGGAUGGAACGAAGAACAUUGGAGAAGAUGACGACGAGGAGGAAGAUAACGCCACUCCGGUGAAAGUAACAUUCGCUAGGCAUCUGCCGGAUAAUCUGAAGAAGCUGCAGGAGCAAUCUUUCCAACAUCACAACAAAAAGAGCCAGGAGGAGCGUUGGAUGCAUACGAAUUACAUACCAGUUUACGAUAUACAAGCUGAAUCAACACGGAUGGAGAUGUUCUGCUCGUCGGCCGAUGAAUCAAUAAAUAAUCUGGAUUUGGGUCAGAUAAAUUAUCUGCGUCUGUUGGUACCCCAGUUAUCUGAGUGCUAUUUGCAAUCCACCUCCGAGGAUCAGACAGAUCUUCAUCACAUUUUGACUUUGCCUUUGCUAGACCAAAUCAGAAAAAUCAUGAAACAAGUGAGAAUCAUAUCCUUUGCAAAAUUAUGCGAAAUUCUAUCGCCAGAGCAGGAUACGAUAACAAUACUCAAGUAUUUGCAGCAAGUAGCUAUGCUGGUGCAGGGCAACUGGGUUGUGAAUAGUGAACUGAUAUAUCCCAAAGAUAGCCUUUCUCCUCAAAACAGUACUUCUGAAUUCAUGUGCAGAACACGUGAUUAUAUUUUGUUAUUAUUUACCGAACAUCAAUAUCUCAAUCGCAAAAUGAUCUCGUCCGUCAUCAAAUUGCCAUCAGAAGAAAUUAGUCAGAUUUUUGCGGAACUUGGAACGUAUGAAUCGAGGAAAGGCUGGCAACUGAAAGAGCCACUCAACUGGGAUUUCUGCAAGAGAUAUUCCGAGAUCGUCGAGCGACAACAAAUAUUUUGGGAUGCGAAGAGGAAAUAUCUGCGCGAAAUAAUGGAAGCGCAAAAUCAGCCACCGCAGCGUCAGCGCCGGAAGUCGAAUCGGGAAUCGCUAGGUUCGGAAAACGAAGAGAGAAACGUUGGCCGUGGUCGAAAAUCAGUCAAAGAAUCAUCUGUACCGGAUAACGACGGUGCAAUAACCGAAUCGGCUAAACACAAGAAAAGUCGCUCCAGGAAAAUAUCAGAAACCACGUGACCAAAACCGGCAUCGCGGUAGCUUAAAAUUUCUCUUUUUACUUAUCACUCUGAUCAUUGUCACGUCGUAUCUAUGAAUCACGUGACUGCUUCGCUAUAAAUCGUGAGUUUUCUUUGCAAUGUCACGUCGACUAUGUUGGAAGUUGAGUUUUCCGGAAAUAUAUUCGAGGCUUAUGUCCAAGAAUUAAUCCCUAAUUAAUGCAAUGUACAAAUAGUAUAUUAUGGUAUUAGUAUGUUAUGCUAUAUUUAUUAAUGCAAUUCUGAAUUUGUGCGCAUA